This is a messenger RNA of Saccostrea cuccullata (small rock oyster), 2041 nucleotides long. RefSeq lists its product as uncharacterized. Lineage: Eukaryota; Metazoa; Mollusca; Bivalvia; Ostreida; Ostreidae. The transcript is spliced from 2 exons. The record is from RefSeq and is a predicted model, not a curated record. Bases 254 to 1666 code for a protein of 470 amino acids.
UUAAUAAGCUAAUUGAUGAAGCACCUGAUAAUUGAUAUCAGUUCACUUUGAAAUUUUAAUAGGCAAAACUAUCUCAAUAAGUGUCAUAGAAAAUGAUGUUCUGAACUGUUCUGCCUAAUGAUGCAGAUGGACAUGAAGUGCUGAACUUGCUUAAUGAUGCAGUCCAAGCUGUAAAUACAAGAACAACACAAGCUACAGAACAGUAUAUAUACAAGGAUGGAAAUGAAGUUGCAUCAUUCUUCACCCAUCAACAAUGGCGAAUGCACAGCUCAACGUGAAAUUCAUCACAAACAGAAGAGGCGGCCAAAACUUAUCCUUUCAAGGUUUCAUCUACAGAAUUCACCGAAGAACAGACACCAAGCUCUUCUGGAGAUGUGUUGUUGCAGGAUGUUCAGCAGGCCUCUCCACAGAAAACAACGUUCCCGUAGGAUUCGGAAGACAGCUCCACGCCCAUCCUGCGGAUCACACCGAGGUUGUUGCCAAACAGAUCAUGAACCAGAUUUCAAGGCGAUGCACAGAAGAAGUGAAACCCAUACCUUCAAUCUUCACAGAGGAACUCAACAAGCUGCGAGACAACGAGUGGGAUGACACCAGCAGAGAAGUCAUCGAGGGAUUGCCAACCUUCAACACGGCCAGGUCAUCACUUUACAGAGCUCGCCGGAAACAGACUCCACCACUUCCAAAGACAGCUGCUGACAUCCGACUUGAGGGGAAAUGGACAGAAACAGAGACAGGGGAAAAUUUCCUUCUUCUAGACGACACCGUUCACAACAGUAGGAUCCUAGCAUUCGCAACAACGGACAAUCUACGAGACCUGGCAGCUUCAGAGACCUUUUUCUGUGACGGGACAUUCUACACCUGCCCCAGCCUAUUCCACCAGAUCUACACCAUUCAUAUCCUGAGUGAUGAUGUGAUGACACCUGUUGUGUAUGCCCUGCUACCAGGAAAGAGUCAAGCCAUCUAUACAAGAUUCUUCACCCAUCUUCAAGAUAAGAUCAACGACCUUGGCCUACAGUUUCUACCUACCUGUGCUCUAGCAGACUUCGAGACAGCAGUCCACAACUCCAUCAGAGAAGUGUUUCCGGGUGUAACAACCAAGGGUUGUUUUUUCCACUUCACACAAGCUAUUUGGCGAAAAGCUCAACACUCAGGACUACAGAUUCCCUACAAAGAAGACGACGACGUAAAGACUCUGGUUAGACGAGCAGCAGUUCUUCCCCUUGUUCCACUUGACUGCAUUGAAGACGUUUGGUUCAGAGCCCUAGAAGACAGAGAUGAAGCUGACCUGACACAAGCUACAGAAUCCUUUACAGACUAUGUGACAGAACAGUGGGUGAACGGUGACAGACUUCUGUGGAAUCAUUUCGGAACGGAGGGACCACGGACCAACAACAGCCUGGAAGGAUGGCAUGGAAAACUCAAAAGAAUUGCACAGCAUGCACAUCCCAACAUCUUCGUCGUGGUGAAGAUGUUCAAAGACAUACAGAAUGCAAAAGAGAUUCAAAAGAUUCAGAGAGAAGCCGGCGGAAGUAUUAGACCUCCAGCGAAGAAGUAUGCAACAAUAAAGAGAAGACUGCAGCUACUGAAAGAAAGGUAUCAGCAAGGCAUCAUAGAUCUUAUGACCUACACAGACUCGGCAUCUGAACUUCUGCACCUCGGACAGUGAUCCCUUAUUUGUGAUGAAACAUGAAGACUAAAUGACUUGUUAAUAUUGUAAAUAUGUGUGAUAUGAAAGUGAAACAGUGCUAUUUUAUUCAUAAUAUAAAAAUAAGUGCUGCUAUACAAUAGAACUUUAAUAUAGUUUAUAUUUUUAAAAAUGUUUGUGUAUAUAAUAUUUUUAUUUAAAAAUAUGCAUACAAAAUAUUUAUUUAUACCAGUGCUCACUGCUCAAAUAAAAAAAUGAAAUAAAAACUUGUUCUAUUUUAUUUAAAUUCUGGUUGAUUAUUCAUACAGGUAAGUCUACCUGUACCCCUUAGAGGGCCCCUUAAUUGAGUGUGAUAAUGACUUGUUGUUUUAUUUCAGUAGCCGUUCGGAGAAUAAA